Molecule: messenger RNA, 2346 nt
Organism: Penicillium chermesinum
Lineage: Eukaryota; Fungi; Ascomycota; Eurotiomycetes; Eurotiales; Aspergillaceae
Exons: 1
Coding region: 1-2346 (781 amino acids)
Source: RefSeq, a predicted model, not a curated record
AUGGCGACAGAGGAACCGCAGUUGGGAUCGAUACAGCAGCGAAUUGCUGCGCUGAAGCAAGCGCAGGCUGGCGACGCUGAGCCGCAGUUUAUCCGUCCCGUCACUGAGCGGAGUAAAACCGCCAACAAUCCCCCAUCUUAUCAGGUCUCUGGCUCCGUACUGGACGGUGCCUCCAUUGGAAACAAGCCUGCAGAGCCUACAGUACGUCGACCAGCGCCAACGAUCCCUUCGAAGCCAACACCGACGCCGUCACCAAAGCCUAAAGCCCCUCCUCCACUGCCAACACGCAGAGCAGAUCGCCAACCACCUCCUCCACCCGCGAACCCCCCUUCUCGCCCCAGCCUACCUGCGCGCAGACCGACCGAAGACUCCACGCGCAGACCCUCUGUUGAAUCCAUUACCUCCGAUGCAUCAUACUCGACCGCAAAUACAACAGUGGGGAGCGUAGGGCGCGGCGCUUCGACGACCUCUGUGAACUCCAUUGGGAAUGGCCGACUCAAGGCACCGGCAUGGGGCGCCGAGCUACCCGUACUGCCUCCCAAGCGCCCAAAGGAAGACCCAAUUGAUAUCCAGCCCCCAUCGCGCUCUGAAUCGAAACCAAGCGGCGGAAUCACUAGUGGUCUAACAUCCAAACUCCAGUCUCUUCGAGGCAAGGCUUCUUCAUCCUCCCUCUCUUCGAACGCGCCUGCACGGCCUGCACGGCCUGCCUUUUCUACACGGCCAUCCCAAGAAGACGAUUUACAAAGCGAAACGCCUCCGCCACAGCCGGCGCGCCCUAAAUUACCUACGCGACCGUCGCAGGGGGACGGACGCCCGAGCUUGCCUACGCGGCCAUCGCAGCAGAGUAUUUCCCACGACGCAACACCGCCCGCGCCAGUGCCUAGGCUGCCCCCGCGGCGACCCAGCGGGUUUGGAGCGCCAUCGAACGGGACGAAUGGCCAGUCCAAUGAUGCAGACAAUGAAGCGCCUCCGCGUCUCCCAGCUCGCAGAUUACCGCCACCGCCAACUGCCGCAGAACUGGAUGGGAUUCGGAAGAGUGGCUUCGGAGACCUCAAAAAGCCUCCAAGCAUGCCUGCUCGGCCCAGCAGCACCCCAGCUCAGAUCGAGGAACAAGACGGCGGCCCAAAUGGCGGGCCACCUCCAGUCCCUCAUGGAUCGCGCCCCGAUCUUGCUAAACUGCAAGCAACAAAGCCUCGCUCGCAUGCCUGGAUGGGGGCAAGCCCGCCGGCUGCUUCCUCAGGCACAGAGUGUAUGGGAUGCCGGGAUUUCUCGGCCCCUGAUAACCGGGGAGCACAAUAUCCCCGUGCUUCUCUCCCUACUCAUGAUAUGGGAUGGCUAGCAAACGAGUUGACCGCUCCGUUCCCUUCUCCAACCGACAAAGCAAGAGCCAUCUUCUCCUGGUUGCAUCAUAAUAUUCAUUAUGAUGUUGUUUCAUUCUUCAAUAAUAAUGUCAAACCAUCCACACCCGCCAAUACUCUUGCUACGGGGUUGGCAGUUUGCGAAGGAUACGCAGGACUAUUCGCCGCACUUGCCAAUAAAGCUGGCCUUGAGGCAAUCGUGAUCGGGGGUCAUGGGAAAGGCUACGGAUACACACCUCUGGCACCGGGUCAGCCAGUACCGCCCUUCUCGAUGGGCCAUGCUUGGAACGCGGUCAAGAUUGAUGGCGGGGAAUGGAAGCUGAUCGACGCAUGCUGGGGGGCUGGAACUGUCAGCGGAAAGGGGGAGCCCUACAAGCCUGGCUAUAACCCCUCGAUGUUCACCAUGUCAAACGACGAGUUUGGCUUGAAGCAUUUCCCCCAGAAUAAAGACCAUUUCUUCCGCGACGACGGGCGCUACACCAUCUCCUGGGAAGAAUACAUCACCACCAAUCCGGACAUGCCGACUGGUCUGCCGCCUAUUAAGAUCUACAGUGAUGUCGACAAGCACAGUAUUGGCCGCCGCACCUUCGAGCCUGCAAGUGGCAAGUUAUCCGUGUAUGGCACACCGAGUCCCGUGCGAUUCAAGUUCGGAUUGGUUUGUGAGCACUGGACUCUGGCCCAUCACAGCCGCUUGAAGCCAGCACUCUUCCUCCUCAUGAUUCAUGGCAUAGACGGUCGCAAAGACGACCAGCUUCCAUUCAGACAUGUUCCUGGCUCUGGGCCUGGUGGAGGCGGUGAAUUCUGGUAUGUCGACGUGCCUGAUGCCCAGAUGCUGGGUGCUCCGGGCCAGAAGGUGCAGCUUGCUGUGUUGACAUCGUUUGGAGACCGUAAGGAUUGUCGUGGUCUCACGGCAGAGGAGUAUGAGAGUAAGAAGGGUCGGAUUGGCAUGGCUUGGGCUUAUAUUUGCGAGUGGGAGCUGGUUCGGUAG